CCCGCUCCUGCGCGCCGUGACCCGGGGCCCGGCUCCUCACGGCGGCGAUGGCGAUGCCGAGACGAAGAGGCUGGCUGCCUGUACAUGUUGAGCCAAGUCCUGCUGAUGAGAUUCGCUCCCCAGCAGUGACGUGUGGCUGAUGGAAUGUGUACACGAUAUUGUUAUUACGUGGAGAUACAACUAUGUGAAAUAUGCAUUAUGCCUGCAUGUAUAGCGUUAUUGUAGUUACAUAUCGGAAUUCCUUGCGGAGUUCAGGCGCAUAACGCGAGUUUUCCGGCUUUAUUCUUUGGCAGUGACGAGCUGUUGUCUGCUACACAGUGCAUCGCUGUGCCGACUGGGCCACGUGAUGUGCAUUAUAACACCUCGCUGAUUACGCAAUGUGAUUACGGGGGCGAUGUGAAGGCGCAGCCCUGCAAGGGCUCGCUCGCCUCCCUCGUGGGGGAAGGGCUUCCACAAGAGGGGGGGCUCUAGGCAGAGGUUUGGCCGACUCUCACGCUGGCCAAACGUCUUGCAGCAAAGGUGAUUUUGAUUAAAUGACAUCAACGUUACUGCAAUUCACUUAUUUUAAUCAAUUGUUUAUGGUGUUAUUUGUUUUAAACAUUCUUGCAGUUCACUGUUAUUACAGUGUUAUGGUUAUUAAAUAGUGUAGUUCACUUGUACCAAAUUGCAAUUCUAUUUAGUCAGUUUUCACUUAUUGGUGAUAUUACUGGGUUAAAUAUUACAAUUCACUGUAGGGUAAUCUAACGAGUUAUUUAGUUAUUAAAUUUUGGUUGAAGUUAGAUGGUACUUUAGGAGACACGCUAUUGUGGAGUGUUUACGCUAUGGUUCAUCACGUGAUGAACCACAGGAUGUAGAAUCUUUUUUAACGGCAAAGGUUUGAUUUUAAAUGCAUUGUUUCAAACUUAUAAACCACAAGAAUAUAAUUAAACGUUGCUGCAACCGGUUUGAGUUAUUAUUUUACGAUACUACACCACACUGAGCAGUUUGGGUUAGUGAAGCAAGGGAGCAUGGAAGUGGGAGCAUAGGAGGUCGGUACAACAUUGACAUUUUGCUGCACUACCCUCUGCUGCUAAUCACGUAACAUCCAGCGUAUACAAUUGUGACGGCAGUGUUAGUCGUUGCCUGUGUGUGUGUGCGUGUUCCAGCAGCAGCUGUCAGAGCGGGACAACUACGGGCCGGUUUUAACUUUCAGAUCCUCAUCAGCAAUCACGUGUGCCUUUCAAGGAGGUUUUUUUGUCUCAUAAUAUUGACUCUGUGGUAAACGCUCCACACGUUAACCUUCGGGAGGUGUUUCUCUACAUGAGUGUUUUGACAACGCACCGUCGUAAAAAAUGGCGCCGGCGGGGCACGCAGGCGCUUAACUCGCAGCCCGCCGGAGCGUGAAGUGUCGCCGCUGCGGUUUUGAUGUGCGUGGCGUGGUGCUCGAGGCCGGCAGUGCACACCGGUUUGGAGGCGUUUAUCGUCGUCCCAACGCCGCCACCGCGAGCCGGAACACGAUCCGGUGCCCUUGCGCCGGGCGUGCCACCGCGACUAGUGCCGGUCGCCCGGGACACCGGCCCAUGCUCCCGGGCGGCGCAUGGCGGCGUAGAGCGCGAUGUGCCGGGGGGGGGCGGCGCCGGGGGCCAUGUCGGGCACGGGGAGCACGCGCAGGGAAGUGCUGCUGGAGCCCUUCGUGCACCAGGUGGGCGGCCACUCAAGCAUGAUGAAGUUUGACGACGACACCAUCUGCAAGCCGCUGAUCGCGCGCGAGCAACGCUUCUACGAGUCGCUGCCGCAGGAGAUGAAUGAGUUCACGCCGCUAUACAAAGGCGUGGUGUCGGUGCACUUUGAGGAGGACAGCGACGGCUACUUCACGCUCGUCGCCCACCUGUGCGCCGAGUCGGAGCCCGCGGGCGAGGCCGACGCCGGCGCCACCAGCGAGCAGCCGCGCCGCAAGCACUCGCGCCGCAGCUUGCGGCGCUCGACCAGCGGCAGCGAGCACGGCUCCGACAGGGCCUCGUCGGCGCCCGACGGCAGCGACACGAGCGAAUGCUCCGUGUUCACCACUAGCGGAAUGCAAGACCUCAAGAGCCCAAAGGUUGAGCUGCACAUCCAGUCGGAGGCUCCCUUCCAAAUGCUCGAUGGAGGGUGCAGCUCCUCUUCCGAGAAGAUCAGCUUCAACCCGUGGAGCCUGCGCUGCCACAAGAAGCAGCUGAACCGCAUGCGCUCCGAGUCCAAGGACCGCAAGAUGUUCAAGUUCCUGCUGCUGGAGAACGUCGUGUCCCAGUUCAAGCUGCCCUGCAUCCUGGACCUCAAGAUGGGCACGCGGCAGCACGGCGACGACGCGUCCGAGGAGAAGGCGGCCCGGCAGACACGCAAGUGCCAGCAGAGCACGUCCGCCCAGCUGGGCGUGCGCGUGUGCGGCAUGCAGGUGUACCAUACGGACACGGGGCACUUUCUGUGCCGGAACAAGUACUACGGACGGGGGCUGUCCGAGGAGGGCUUCCGCGAAACCCUCUUCCAGUUCCUGUUCAACGGGCGCCACCUCCGUCGCGACCUCCUUGAUCCCAUAAUCGCCAAGCUGCGCACGCUCAAGGCCGUGCUGGAGCGGCAGGUGUCCUACCGCUUCUACUCCAGCUCGCUGCUCAUCAUCUACGACGGAAAGGAGCGCAAGGUCGAGUUGCGGCGCCAGCUUUUGGAGGCGACAGGGCAGGGCAACCAGCAGGACGUCGCCGUCGCGACCACCGCCGCGGGCGGAGGCGGCGGCGGCGGCGGCACCGGCGGGAACGGAGGCGGCCUCAACACCAAGGUGGACGUUCGCAUGAUCGACUUUGCGCACUCCACCUUCAAGGGUUUCCGCGACGACCAGACCAUCCACGACGGGCACGACCGCGGCUACGUGUUUGGCCUGGAGAGCCUGCUCAAGAUCCUGACGGAGAUCCGGGAUGAGAACGCCUGAUGGGCCGAGAACCUCGACCCCCCCCCCCCCCCCUUGUCCGCUGGGGCGGGGGACAGCGCUUCGUCUGUCGUCUUGGCAGAGCCAACGGCAGUCGUCUUGAGCACGCGAAGCAAUUGUACGUUUUGUCAGUCUGCGCCACGGCCCUGUCUGCCGAACGCUGUCUUUGUCAAGCAGGCGGGCGCACAGUAGCUCUGUAAUCGUCACCCUCGACCACCCUGAGUGAGUGUUUGCACGUUGAGCACUUGUGCGAUGGCAGCGUAAGAACUCCCAUGGGGGAUGGUUAUUUUCUUUCCGCAAGAUGUCUUCAGUUUAAAUUUUAGCACGUUGAGUUUGUCAUUAGGUAUCAACAGGGUUUCAAUAGCUACAGACAGGUGACUAAAAAAGAGAAAAAUGAAACAAAAUGUUAAAAUAUUUAAAAUAUUCCAUCUAUUCACGUCAUAAAAAUUAUCUUUGAUUUGCUGUUUGUAAUGCCUAGAUGUUUAUUGUGAUGCCCACAUCUUUGAUUUUAUGAUGUGCCCAGACACUUGAAAUGCUGGCAUUUAUGGAUUCCAAGUUGACAAUUUUUUCACUUUGUCUCACUGAAGCAAAUGUGUUUCAGGAAAUUUUCACUCAGGAUCUCCGAUUAGCACGGUUGGCUACGUACGGUGCGAAAGAAGUUCAACAUACAUAUAUAGCUGAAUGCGUGUGAAAGUGUUUUUGACAUGUUUGAAAGGCCAGAAACAAUGUGUGUUAGAAGGCUGUAACAAUCCUUGCAGGCCAGCAAGCAGGGGACUUCAUCACCAACUUUAUUACCCGAUUAAUUGUGUAAUAGAAAUUGGCAGAAUUACAAUACCAACUUUGUUUUUUUAAAGUUAGGUUUGGAUAGAAAAUGUUAAUUCACUUGGUCAUUUUUCAAUGUGGAACAUCCUUGGAUAUAUGCUGCAAGAAUGCUGGAUAGGUUCGAACUACUAUUUUGGAGACAGGCACUAAUCACUUCACUAGCCAUGCAUUUUAAUACUACAACAUUUUGCUGAAGAUUGUUUGCCAGUGUACCAAUAUAAAACGGCAAGUACAAGGGUAAGGACUGGUGGAGCUUUCUGGAAUUGACUGGAAUCGUUACCAAGAGAACUUACAUCAUCAAAAGCCCCAAUGGGUUUUCUGAAAAGAAUUAGGAGGCAAAAUAUAACGACAUAACUAUAACAUUGGCACAGCAGAUUGUUAAUAUUGUAAAAUUGGUCGGUCUGCAAUAAAAAUACCUUUAAAUUGCCAAAUGUUUUCAAAAUUAUUGCGUACCUAGACAUGAUCACAGGACCUUUUAUUGAUCUGUGUACAUGUUUGUGUAAUUUACAAGAAAGUAUGAACCAUCCAAAAAUUUCCUCAAUACAAGGCUAAGUAUAAACAAAAUUCAUGCAUUUGUGAUCUCUGAAGAUACACACAUUCAAUGCUGUGAGAAUUGUGAACCAUACAAAAUGGAAAUUACAACACAGUCCUAAUUGGAUACAAUAGGGCAAAGUAUUGCUUUGUUCUCACAAAGGUCAGCGCUGCAGUAUUGCUUGUGAUUCGUGCUGCCCCCGCUGCCCUUUGCAUGUAAUGAUUCUCGUGGACCCACUCGUUUUUGUGAUCUGCCUGUUCUUGGUUAUUUUGUUAUCCUAAAAUUAUAUGAGCAUUAGAUUUGCAUACAUAUCAAUCUUGGUUUUACAUUCAUUAUUGAAAUCAUAUUAGUAUAAGAUGUAUUUCAUUAUUUUUAUGUCGAGUCUGCACAACUUUGGCUGAAAUACUACACGAUAUUUGGGUAAGCAGGCAACAGGAUUUGCUGUAAUUCUUGACCAGCCUUCCCAUUGAAUUACAUUUUUGUGAACAUGCCGGCCAUAUGCAUUCGGGAUGCGUUUAGGAUAUAAAUGUCUGGAUUUUUAAGGACAUUCUCUGAUCUCUUUGGCAUUUCUGGAUCAUGUACCUUCUUUUGUAUUUGUAUCUUCACAGCCACACAAAGUGAUUUCACUCAAUGCUGGUGGCAGUUGGCAGAAGUGUCACCUUGGUGUCAUCACUUUACGUUUUGGAAUCAUAAUAAAAACUCAAUCACCAGAAAUUAGCUAUGUAUGCCCCUAAAAAUCUCGGGUUUUUUCAUAUUCUAAAAUUGUAAGCACAUUCCCAAUAUGCAUAUCCAUAAUAACUACCAUGGACAACACUCGCAAAAAUGUUUUUCCAUGUGAGUACCUUUCCACUUGGCAUAAAAACAAUAUUUGUUGCAUUUCCCCCCAAUAUUUGCAGGACGGAUGGGAAUGACCUUCGAAUUCUCGGUUGUGUUAUCUGCCAAGCAAUUUAAAGUAAUAAACUUUACUUUAAAUUAACUGAAGAGUUUCAGUAACCUUUACCCAAAAGGUUAUUUCUAUUUGAAGGCAUGUCUUCUUUUUUACUGCCAAAUAAUGAUUCAGCUGCAAAAAUGGCAGUGUUUUAGCCCUGGCCAAUUUCAUGAAAUACAUCUUAUAAACUAUUCUUUGGGUCUUUCGGUAAAGCCACGUAGAUAUAAUUUUUUUUCUAAAUAAUAACAAUAUCACUACGUUUCGUUCGCAACACAAGCAAACUGUAUUGAAAUUCAUCUGUAAACAUUUACCUCCCUGUUAUCAAUCAAAGCACUAGAAGAAGGUGUCUGAUGUCAAAACGUGUUGAUCGUUACUAUAGAUGAGGUUUACCAAACAUUGUUUCCUUUGUACCAGCUAUGGACAUAACAGAAGUUGUUCUACAUUGUGAUUGACGGGCUUUGCGCACUGGUUAAGUCACAUUGUGAAGAUGGGCUGUGUGGCUCAAAAAGCAUUUAGCUGACAUAUCUGGCUUGUGUAAAUGUAAUGGUUCCCAAAAGAACAUCUGCUUUGGCAAUGCAUGACUUCUCCAAGACAUUUUUAUAGCAGUUGUCAACCACAGCCCAAGUGUUAUUCUGGCAGAUUGCUUCAAACAUUAGUUUCGCUUUACAGAUUAGAACGUUGAUAGGCGUUUAAAACAAUGAAUCUCACCAUUGUCAUGAACACUGCUUUUUAACUGUAAAGUUUCUGGCAUUGUUCCUUCUUGAGGGCUGUUGCCCGAAUUAUCAGCUGUGUGUUUUUACUUUCAGUUGCAAGGCAGUGUUAAUUGUGUGUGCUCUCUGCGUGUACGUAUACACCACUGCCAUCAUAGUCAAGUUUAUUUUAAUGCAAUUAUUGACACCGUUUCUAAAUGUAUGCAGCCAACCCCCCAUUAACUGUUUCGCAUAUUUGUUUUAGGCAACAGAUGCUCUUUUCUGAUUGUUAUGGAAGUCUCAACCCGCUGGUAAAAGUGUUGAGCAUCUUCACGGAGCGUCAUGUCACCACACACAUUUUGCGUUGUCUAGUACUGUACUUGGCAAGUAUAAGAGUAUGCACCGGUGUGGGUGAUGUGGUUAUUGUAAGCAAUAUCAUAUUAGCUGUUCUUGUGAACUAGCAGUGCAACACAAUUGUCAUGCUCAGGAAUAACAAGUCAUAAUAAGUGUAUCUGAAUGACAGCUUUAAGCACCUGCCCAUUGGUGGUAGGUAGAUGGAGGUUCAGGUAUUAAUUUACUUUUUAUGACAUUGCUGGACCUUAGUUAAAAUCUGAAGGUACCUUGAUCAUUGUCCACCUUGAUCAUUGUAAAUUCACAAUUUCACUCUGGAUGGGUGUUGUUUGAAUAAAAAAUAGGCGUCUGUAUAAAUACAGAUUGUGCUAUGGCCAUAUGUUGUAAAUGUUCUGGUUCAUAUGCACUUUUUCACUGAAAUGCUAAUAUGCAGAUGUUGGAGUGGCUGUACAAUGUGUGGGGUAGUUCAUAUUGAAGUGGUUUAUUUUGAUGUAGGAAUGAUGCAAGCAUUUGAAUACCCAGUCUGUUAUUCGAAGUGAGGUGUGAUUAGUUCCUGUGUGUUUUCAGUACUGUAAUGCUUGAGAGUAUUUGCAAGGUACUUUGCACGUGCCAAUGCACAAGCUCUCGUUCACCUGCACUCGUAUAGUAUUUCACAAUUGUUUAAACGUUUUACUUUGAUCAUGCACCUAUUAGAAAAGCAUUUAGACAAUCGGAAUACAAAUGAGAAUGUCUGCAUGACAAUGUUAAUGUUUAAGUGUGCAGUGUUUGUGAAAAGCAAGUGCAUAGCUGUUUUUUAUACUUCAAGCUCAUCUGUAGGGAGUGCAUUUCAUGAUGACAUCACGGGUUUAGUGUGUAGGGUCCUUAUGUUCUCUAAACCAUUGAGUUCUAAAUGAUCCAGUGGCACACGGGUUGUGUCUGACGGUUCAUCCAGAGACUGGCACACAAACAAUUAUUGCUUAGGAGCCACCAAUAAGAUGACACACGUUCUUUGAAAUGCCUAAAUAAUGGCAUUAGAACGUGGUGCCUGGGUUAGCCCAUUCUGCUUCCCUUUAACAGAGCUGAGUUGCAAGCAUCUCACACUUCAACCUAGAACGGAAUGUCCUUGGUGUACUACUGUCAGUUGAAAGAGAACAGACACUUCCCUGUAAUACAUUAACACCCCCCUCUUAUGCUUUGACUGCCACUCCCGGCCAAAAAUUUACAAUUUUUUCGGUCAAUGAAUAAGCUGAUUUGAAAUUUGGCUGUUAACUUUUCCUCCUCGUGUGCACUGUUUCUUGGGGACUUUUCCACGUCAUGCUGUAUGCCACAAUGUGUUGAUGAAUGAAACAUAUCACGAUUGUAAUCAAGAUUCCCCUGCAUUCUCAUUAACCCAGUUAGUUUGUGCGAUUAUUAAACUAUAUCAUUGGCACGUACUCUACUGUAAUUGACCCAACAUGAAUUGCGCCUGGUAAAUAUGAAAUGUAUUAUCUCCGAUUUGCUCGGUUGCCUACGUACGGUGCGAAAUAAGUUCAACAUCCAUACAUCCUAACUGGCCAUAAGGAUAACGCGUCCAUUGUGUUUAGAAUAUCUUCUGCGGUGCUGACGAAUCUAAAACGCGUAUAAGUCCAUUUCAGGUCGCAUUGAAGGCGUUUGUGUAAGUCGGCGAAUGUUUGACACAAUGGUGACCUGGUAAUUUGAUUGGCAAAGUUGUCGUGGAGUGCAUUGUACAUGUGACCAAUAGCAGGUGGGCCACGUGUCCUCUUGCAGGCUUGUUAAUUGAUUGACUAGUUGCGUUCAAGUGCUUCACUGGAUUAUUUUCUUAUAACACGCACUGUCAUGUAGUGUUGCUUUAGCUACGUGUGACAUCACUUGUAAGUGUCUAAAAAGAAUUAUGUAUUAAGAUUAAGCUGAACUUUUUGCUAAAAAAUUCCCUGUUUACAAGGGAUUUUUUUUCUUUACGGUCCAAAGUAUGGAAAUUUUUUGUGUGCUACAUUUCCUGUUAAUUCAAUCAAUUUUAUAUCAUCGUUGAAAAGGUGAAAUGUUCAUUGGAUUAAAUAUAUCAACUGCUAAGCGUUAACUGUUGGGUUUUAUUAAGAGGUCUUUAAGUAGUUAUGCUUUUUUUCCAGGCCAAUAUGUGCUGUUGAGCUUUACGUUAAAAUGUUAUGCACUAUUAAAUGCCCACUCUUGAGUUUCAAAAUAUUCAAGAAUAUCAGUGUAGAAGGAACCUGUUUAUCCUGUAAUGGGUAAUUUAUAUAUUUUGAUCAUAAUUCAAAGGGCAUUUGAAUCAUUGUACUGCCAGACACCAUUGAGUUGAUUUAGUUUUAAAACGCGAGAAGAAUGACGACAAUGCUUUGAAGAAUUUUUUGGCGGACGUCUUCAACUGAAGUGAAACGUAUGCAGUGUUGCAACUUAAGAAUACAGUAACUGUAAGUGUUUAGUGGUUAUGUAUAUUUCCAACGCGCUUCUUGGCACCACUCAGAGCCUACAUCAUCGUACGGAAUGCGCAAUAUUUAUAUCACUCAGAGGACAAGUUGAGUGGGGAAAUGUAAUGGACCAAGGAAACUACAUCCGUAUAUAUAUCUAACGUGUUCUACAAUGGUGCAGCUUUCUUCACGACCUGGAGAAAACGCUCAAAGUCUCUCGGGAGACUAACAAGAGUACACUUAUUCAUAUUCUACGUUUUAUUGAAUGACUUGAGAAUGCUGGAAGACGAGCGUCUGUCUCAUGGGCUUGUCAACAUGGAGGCACAGCAUUCAUUUCACCAAACGGUCCUGUCUCUUGAGUCUUGGAGUUGUUACGCUUACAUUUUGCAAUUGAUUACUUUUGUGCGUGUAAUUUCUUCACUCUCCCUUUCGAAAUAGAUGCGUUCACUUGAAUUCGUGGCUUCGUUGGACAUUUCAUUCUCUAGAAAUAGCCCCGAGAGUCGAAACGGAUCUGUCGCAUUCAAAGUAUCAGCAGACGUGGAUGUUGUCUUAGCUGCUGGGGUGUACUAUACAAAUGCAAUUCAUUCUAAGGAGCGUUUCUCGAAUGAUUAUUGAUAAGACGGAAAUUAAGAAAGUAUAUACCUGUUUUUUAUGCUUUUGGUAAAAACUAUUUUAGAUGUGUAUGAUUUAUGAAAAUAGUGUUACUUUGAUAUGUUUCGCUCGAUGUAUAUUGGUUGUAGAAAUUGAUUGUCAAUUACUGUUGAAGCGAUUGUGAAUCGUAAAUCGAGGCCAAUCCAGCCGGACGUCACGUGGCGUAGUGAGCAGCCUCUGUCCGAGCCCUCCGUGUUGAGACUCUUCUCGUCAGCGUGCCGCGUCGUCUUGGCUUUAUGUCAGAGCCCCUCAGAGGGGGGCCACGCAAGGACCAAUCUACAAAUAUCGAGCUGUGGAAUGCUUUUAUUCUCUUCUCUUCCCGUUGACUCGUUACUCUUAAUGGCUCUCGUUUUGACUGGUGUGGUUUAUAUACCUGAUCAUUUUGCACUCGUGUUACGAAACAAGUGUUGCCUACAACAUACUUUACGAUCUAAAAACAUUAAGUGCAUUGUUACAUAUUGUUACACUUCCUGUAAGACGAAAGCAAAUUAUCAGCAUUUUCAACCCUAAGAAGUGUAUCACAUUAUUGGGGUUAACCUUGCAAUUAAUUGUAACACACUUGUAAAAUAUCUGCAUAGUUUAAAACAUGCAGUAGCUAAUUUCACUUCCUUUAGCUAUAGGUACAUACAGCAUAUGUAUCCCUUGAUUAAUCUGAUAAUACAUCUUCCUUCAUUUCUCUCGUCUAUUUACACACUGAUGGUAAACCCCAAAAUAUUUUACUGCACAUUUGUGGCCUAUACAAGCGUGUUGUUUAUGCAGAACAUAUCUUGUGUAUUUCAGUGUGCUGGCAUUGAUUUGAAUAUAUAAAAUAUGUAAUCGCUGAUGUGUGUGUUUUGUGUUUUAUAUGUAUAUGUGUGUAUAUACAUAUAAAUAUAUUUGCAGUAAUGUAUUUUUAUCCCACUGAACCAUUGCUGGUCUAUGGAUGUGUGCUUAGAUAUCAGACAUGCCACUGACAACAAUACACAAAGUUUCUUGGAAUUUUGCACUGCAGUCAGCUCUGGUGACAACAACAUUGUCACAUGCAGCCACUAAAUACCGGAUCCCAACGUUCAAAUCCACUAGUUCACUUCAAGCUUUGUGCACUUAAAACACAAGUUAUCACGUUUGUUAUUUAUUAAAUACAAUUUAUCAAGUGUUUUAUCGGUUGGUGUAGUGAGCACUGAACACAGUUUAAAAGCUUAAAAAAUCGCAAGUCUUGUGUUGUAAGUUUGCAAUAUUUAAGCAAUUGGUUCCUCAACCGCAAGCCAUUAACAAGUGUUGGACUCUACGGAGGGAUUUAAGGAAUGGAAAUCGAGUAACUGGUUGGAGUAUCAAUUACGAUCUGUAUAAUGCACAAAUGAUUGCCUGUUUACUUCCUGCCUUGUCACUCGAGAUUGUGAAUGUGGGAAACUGGCAUGCAAGCUACUUUUCCAGUGAAAACAUCACUUACAUAAAUAGUAUAACUCGUGUUUUACACUGGAGUUAAAAUUUAAAUGUGCCACCAUUUCAACAAAUUCAGCAAACUUGUGAACAUUUCAAUUUGUUGAUAAAUUAGACGGCCCCAUUUAAAUAUAGUUCAAAAUAUCCGUCACCAUUGUACAUAUUGAGAAAAACAAUAAUCGUAUACUGUGAUGGAGUAGCAUUUAAAUUCCCAAAGGCACCGAGCUGAAUGGGCAAGUCUGAUGUGAUUGUAUCAUAUGUAAAAAUGCAGAUUCUAAUGUAUACUUUUGAACGUGUAUGUAGAAAAAGAAAACAUGGUAUUUUAUGAAUUUCAUUAGCACAAAGUGGUCAUCAAUUCCAUUUGCAAUGCAUUUGAUGGGACAAAGUUUAAAAAUAAUGCAAUGUAUUGUCUAUUGCAGUAUAACUAAUGCAAUGUAUUGUCUAUUUUUAGCAGUUUUAUUUCACAUGUACGUUGCUGUGUUUGCUGUAGCCAUUAAUGUUUGCCUAUUAUCUAACGCAUUUAGCACUAGCGCUGGUGAUGUUCUGUAAGCAUAUCCAAAUCCAUUAAUAAAUGCAUUUAAUUCA
This is a messenger RNA of Lethenteron reissneri (Far Eastern brook lamprey), 11314 nucleotides long. RefSeq names its product inositol hexakisphosphate kinase 1-like. Gene Ontology annotation, biological process: inositol phosphate biosynthetic process; phosphatidylinositol phosphate biosynthetic process. The record is from RefSeq and is a predicted model, not a curated record. Gene Ontology annotation, cellular component: cytoplasm; nucleus. NCBI's taxonomy places the organism in Eukaryota, Metazoa, Chordata, Hyperoartia, Petromyzontiformes, Petromyzontidae. Gene Ontology annotation, molecular function: inositol hexakisphosphate kinase activity.